GCCGCCUACACCGAGGGCGGGGCAACUUGCUCAUUGGCCCCUUCCUACCAAAGUUCAGCUCUGAUUGGAUCAGCCCCAGCAAUGGGCGGGGCUGGUAAUAAUGGAUGCAUAAACUGGAACCUGUACUAUAACGUGUGUCGUCCUGGGGAGCACAACCCUCACAAGGGAGCCGUCAACUUUGAUAAUAUCGGCUAUGCCUGGAUAGCCAUAUUCCAGGUCAUCACACUGGAAGGAUGGGUGGAUAUUAUGUACUAUGUCAUGGAUGCUCACUCCUUCUACAAUUUUAUAUAUUUUAUACUGCUCAUUAUUGUGGGCUCUUUCUUCAUGAUCAACUUGUGCCUCGUGGUCAUCGCCACCCAGUUCUCUGAGACGAAGCAAAGAGAGAACGCUCUGAUGAGGGAGCAGCGAGCUCGCUACAUGUCCAACGACUCCACGCUCGCCAGCUACAGUGAGCCAGGCUCGUGCUAUGAGGAGAUGCUACGCUACAUCAGUCACCUUUACCGCAAGCUAACACGCAGGUUGCAGAGGAUAUACUCUGGAUGGCACAGUAAGAGGCGUAAAAAGGUGAAUCCAAAUGGCAGCAGUGGAGGGAGUAAUGGCGGGGGUUCUAGCAGGGGCUGCGGAGGCUCUGGCCCCGGUAGCGCUCUGUGGCUAAGACCGAUCCACAACCUUUUGCAGCACCAUCAGCACCAGCACUGUCGCCUCAGCAACGGGGGGCAGCACAGCAUCACCGUAGAGCCCGCAGAGCACACAGAGGGAGCGGAGGAAGAGCUGGAGAUGAAGCCACUUCCUGUCCGGAGAGGAAGCACGAAUAACGGUGGACAGCCGUCGGGCGUCACCCAGCGCAUGGGCUCGUUGCUGGGGCGGUUGAACGGGGGAAUGAACUACCCGACCAUCCUGCCGUCGUUUGUGUGCAGCUACAGCAGCAAGACUCCGCCCCCCCACUCCCAGCAGUGUGGGCAGUGUCCGGAGCAGCACCCGCUAAACCACCCGACGUCUGAACACACGGAGACACUGAACAAACUCUACCAGCUCAUGGGACAGCACAGACGCCAGAGGCUUCUGUACCAGCUGGCAGGCGUGGUGCCCAGCCCUCUGCUCCUGGAGCUGCUGAGCUGCCCUCUGUGUGCUCGCAGCCUGGAGACCUUGGAGCUGGAACUGGGAGACCUGGAGGGAGGCAGAGGAGAGGCUGAUGGACUGCAUGACUUCCCCCAGGGUGGUGAUCUGAGAGGCGGCCGAGGUCGUAGCAGACGGCGGGGGGUCUACGAGUACAGACACGCAGUCGUUCGGGCCUGGGUCAGCUUCAGGGAUAAACUGAAGAGGAUAGUGGAGAGUAAAUACUUCAACCGGGGGAUCAUGAUCGCCAUUCUCGUCAAUACUCUCAGCAUGGGGAUUGAGUACCACGAGCAGCCUGAGGAGCUAACAGAUGUGUUGGAGAUCAGCAACAUCGUCUUCACCAGCAUGUUUGUUCUGGAGAUGGGCUUCAUGCUGCUCGCUUUUGGCUUGUUUGGGUACAUCAGGAACCCGUACAACAUAUUCGACAGCAUCAUUGUUAUAAUAAGUGUGUGGGAGAUCAUCGGUCAAGCAGAUGGAGGGUUGUCCGUCCUGCGAACGUUUCGUCUGCUGCGGGUUCUGAAGCUGGUUCGCUUCCUGCCGGCCCUGAGGAGACAGCUGGUGGUGCUGAUGAAGACUAUGGACAACGUGGCCACAUUCUGCAUGCUGCUGAUGCUUUUCAUCUUCACCUUCAGCAUAUUGGGGAUGCAUCUGUUCGGGUGUAAAUUUAGUCUGAGGACAGAGAACGGAGACACCAUCCCUGACCGCAAGAACUUUGACACUCUGCUCUGGGCCAUCGUCACCGUGUUCCAGAUUCUUACCCAGGAGGACUGGAAUGUGGUGUUGUAUAACGGCAUGGCCUCCACCUCUCCAUGGGCUGCUCUUUACUUUGUUGCUCUCAUGACAUUUGGGAACUAUGUGCUCUUCAACUUGCUAGUGGCCAUCUUGGUUGAGGGCUUUCAGGCUGAGGGUGAUGCUAAUCGAUCAGAGUCAGAUGAUGAGAAGAAAUCCGACAACUUUGAGGAGGACGAGAAGGUUGAACAGCUCAGAGACACUGAGCUCAAAAUGUACUCUCUGAUCAUGACAGCCAAUGGUCAUGUUGACCCGCGCGGCACAAUGGCUCCUCCCAUAAUCAUGCGCACAGCAGCCACGCCCAUGCCCACUCCUAAAGGCUCUCUGGGACCUGACUCCAUCCUUGGAGAUGACCUCGUGGGGGUGCCUCAGUAUGGGGAGGUGGGACUAGGCUUCUCUGAGGCAGGACUCGGUCAUGCAGAUUCUCGCCGCGGAAGCUCCACGUCCAUUGACCACUUAGCCUACGACCAGCAUUCUCUGAGCCCCUCAAGUCCCGGCAGACGCUCCCCUCUUCCUCCCCGCUCCUGGGGAAGCCGACGCUCGAGCUGGAACAGCCUGGGGAGGGCGCCGAGCCUCAAAAGGCGAGACACCACCGGGGAAAGGGAGAGCCUGUUGUCCGGAGAGGGAGGAGAGGAGGAGGAUAGUAGGGAGAACAAGGGGGAUGCCGGCGGGGUGACCAACAGACUGCAGCCGGAUCAUUUGGAGCUGCUGCAGGCGUCCACUCUCUUCCCCUCCAUUAUAACAGAGUAUGGCGACUGUAAUGGGAGGACCCUGAACUAUGACCCUCACAUGAGCGCAGAGUCAAAGGAAGACUCCUCGCCUGAGGACGACUUAGAUGAUGACAGUUCUUUGUGCUACUGGAUCAAAACGAAGGUCCUUAACUUGAAGCCCCGCUGGUGCAAAGAGCACGAAGACUGGAAUCUGUAUUUGUUCUCUCCGGAGAGCCUACUCCGGGUGUGGUGCCAAAGUGUGAUCUCUCACAGAUUGUUCGACCAUGUGGUUCUGGUUUUCAUCUUCCUUAACUGCAUCACCAUUGCUCUGGAGAGACCUGAUAUAAAGCCCGACAGCACUGAGCGAGUGUUUCUGAAUGUGUCCAACAACGUUUUCACUGUGAUAUUCCUGGCAGAGAUGGCCGUCAAGGUUGUAGCGCUCGGUUUCUGCUUCGGGAAGCAGACUUACCUCCAGUCCAGCUGGAACGUCCUCGACGGUUUGUUGGUCUUUGUGUCUCUGGUGGACAUUCUGGUCUCACUGACGAACGCUGGCGAGAACAGGAUCCUGGGCAUCCUCCGAGUCCUCCGCCUCCUACGAACACUACGCCCACUGAGGGUGAUCAGUCGAGCCCCAGGUUUGAAGUUGGUUGUGGAGACACUCAUCACCUCUCUUAGGCCCAUCGGGAACAUUGUCCUUAUCUGCUGCGCCUUCUUUAUUGUUUUUGGCAUCCUGGGGGUUCAGCUGUUCAAAGGGAAGUUUUACCACUGUGAGGGUCUGGACACCAGAAACAUCACAAACAAGUCUGACUGUCUGCAGGCCAGUUACCGCUGGAUACGAAGGAAAUACAACUUUGACAACCUGAUCCAGGCUCUGAUGUCUCUGUUCGUCCUGUCCUGUAAGGAUGGCUGGGUCAAUAUCAUGUAUGAUGGUCUGGACGCAGUGGGAAUGGACCAACAGCCUGUGAGGAACCACAACCCCUGGAUGCUGCUCUACUUCAUCUCCUUCCUGCUCAUCGUCAGCUUCUUCGUCCUCAACAUGUUCGUCGGCGUCGUGGUGGAGAACUUCCACAAGUGCCGGCAGGACCAGGAAGAGGAGGAGGCCCGCCUACGGGAAGAGAAGAGGCUCAAAAUGAUAGAGAAAAAGCGCAGGAAGGCCAAGCAGAGGCCUUACUACGCCGACUACUCCCCCGUCCGCCUGACCAUCCACACACUGUGUACCAGCCACUACCUGGACCUCUUCAUCACCUUCAUCAUCUGCAUCAAUGUCUUAACCAUGAGCAUUGAGCACUACAAUCAACCCGAGUAUUUAGAGGAGGUCCUGAAGUACUGCAACUAUGUGUUCACCUGCAUUUUCGUCUUUGAGACUCUUCUCAAACUCGCAGCAUUCGGCAUCCACAGGUUCUUCAAAGACAGGUGGAAUCAGCUGGAUAUAGCUAUAGUGGCGCUGUCCAUCAUGGGUAUUACUCUGGAGGAGCUCAAAAUGAGUGCAGCCCUGCCUAUAAAUCCCACCAUCAUCAGAAUCAUGAGAGUCCUAAGAAUAGCACGAGUGCUCAAACUCCUGAAGAUGGCCACAGGGAUGAGAGCUCUGCUGGAUACUGUCAUGCAAGCGCUGCCACAGGUUGGGAAUCUUGGCCUCCUCUUCAUGCUGCUCUUCUUCAUCUAUGCUGCUCUGGGAGUGGAGCUUUUUGGCAAACUGGUUUGCAAUAACAACAACCCAUGUGAGGGUCUGAGCCGUCACGCCACCUUUGAGAACUUCGGGAUGGCUUUCCUCACACUGUUUCGAGUGUCCACCGGAGACAACUGGAACGGAAUUAUGAAGGACACAUUAAGGGAGUGUCAUCACGAGGACCGCUUCUGUCUCCCCUACCUUCCCCUCUUCUCUCCCAUUUACUUUGUCACAUUUGUGCUCAUGGCCCAGUUUGUGCUGGUCAACGUGGUGGUGGCUGUUUUGAUGAAACAUCUGGAGGAGAGCAACAAGGAGGCGAAAGAAGAUGCAGAAAUGGACGCAGAGAUCGCCUUGGAAAUGGCCAUGGAGAGAGAGCGCAAAUUAAGCACAACCUCCAACAACAGCUCAGCAGAAGGGACCUAUGUUGGGCCAUGUCCAAAUUCACCUGGAGAGGAGGAAGAGGGGCAGUACGGCGACCAGGAACUGCUGUCACCGAGGAAGAUGUCAGUAUCCAGGAUGCACUCUCUGCCUAACGACAGCUACAUGUUCCGACCCGUGCGGCCCGCCAGCGCCCCCUACCCAUUGGAGGAGAUAGAGCUCAGUCCCCAGCACCAGCAUUCAGGUUCAGUGACUUCCGUCCAUUCCCAGCCAUGUGAGAGGCGCGCACUGCUGCAAGUACCAGACGUCUCUCCGGUUCACCCUCGUUCCUCUCCAACCGUCAGCCUUCCCCGCAUUGCCCCGCCCACACCAAACCCCUCCCCAAAGCCCCUGCGCAGACAGGUGGCCCUCAAAGUGGAUUCUGUGGAGUCUCAGGGUUGUGAGCAACGAGAAAGGCCCAACCCCAUCCAUCUGCCUCCUCUCUCCCCUUCUCCUCUCUCUCCUCACACCUCCUCCCCAUCCCCUCUUCCUCCACCUCCUCCCUCCUCUCCAUCAGCCCUCUCUCUCCCACCCUGUUGCCCCUCUCCCUUUCCCAUCCCCGCUCCCUCUCCUCUGCCUCCCCCGCCAUCUUCUCCCUCGCUUCUUCUCCCUCCGCCUCCCUCCCCUCGCCUCCCCCUGCGCCCUCCGAGCCUCAGGAGACCCAGACCGCCCUCUGCGGCCUCAUUCUGCGACCCGGCGGACGAGGAGGUGUACCACAUCACCAGCUCAGCCCGCCACAGGUGGAGAGAUGAGGGAGAGGUAGGGCAGGAGAGCAGAGGAAAAAGUGGACGAAGCCACUCCCUCUCUCCUUACACCAUCACACACUCCCAAGACUCCACCUCCUUUCCUCCUCCUCCCCCGCUACCUCCUUCCUCCUCGAGGAGCGCACUCAGUCUGCUGGGGUUGGGAUUGAAGGACCGUGACUUUAGGAAAGGUUUAAGUGUCGACAACCAGGGCUUCCUGGAAAAGCCGUUAUCACUGUCUGUUGGUUUCCCUGACGACCAGAGGCGCCACUCUAUCGAGGUCUGCCUCCCGCAGGUUCUUAAUCCUGGUGAGGACCAGAACUUUACACAUCGGUCAGAAAAAGGCAGUCAGGCAUUUCCUGUGAGGGUGCAGUCUGUUGGGGGCGGCCACAGAAAGAAGAAGAUGAGUCCACCAUGUAUCUCCAUCCACCCGCCCUCAGAGAGGGAGCAACCACAAGUUGCCUCACCCCCAAAACUGGUGGACUGCAGCAUGAUGCUGAGACGCAGGACGCCAUCGUAUGAUUUAACACCACACACACACGCAAACUCACAGGACGUCUCUCCAACGCACUCCCCAAUGCACACGCCGCUCACACCCAUUCACGUGCCGCUUCAGACACACUCACCGACACACACAAUGACACCCUCCUCUCCAGCACACACUCACGCAUCCACACCAACACACCGACACAUCCCCAUCAGCCCCAACAUCUUCAUCCAGCCUCACGCACCUCUCCUUCCAAACACGAUGCCUUUCCCUCCGCCUCGCUCGCUCUCCCCGGCAGCGAGACGUUCCCCUCUCACAGGCGACAGCAUCCCCCUCCCACAGUUCACCUUCGACCAACCACAGUCCAGAUACAUGAGCGGCCUGUCAGCCGGCCUAUCAGACGCUGAGACAGCCACAUGCUCUUCCCCUUUCGACAGCAGACUGGGAAGUGGGGCAGGAUUCAGUGCAAAGAAUCGGAGGACCGCCCAGUAAACGUCUAAAAUGCCUUCAGGAGAAUUAUUUGGGCCAAAGUCUCUGGAAUUGCAGUAGAGGGGCCUUGGCUUACCUUAGCAGAGAGAAUGAGGGGAGAAAAAAAACAGAAUAAGAGGUUUACUUGAAGAGGGAUUUUUAAAGAUAAAUAUUGAAAAGACAUUUAUAACCCUUUCCGCUGGUACAGUCCCCACUUUGAAAAAAAAAGACAGUUGGUCCUCUUACUGAACCCAGCGUGAAGGACAGAAGAUCCACAGAGGCUGUACCCACUGUACAUGGUGUGUUCCAGACUUGGACUAAUUACGCACCAGGACUAAAGCCACCUAACUCCGUAGCCAAAGUUUUUUUGACACACUGUCCCACCCCGCGCGAGCCAAUCAGGAAGCAGCGUCUGGCUGAUAACCGCUGACCUUUUACAGGAAGCAGUUUGUGAAAUGUGAGCGCGGGGGGUGGAAUUGUGGGAUAUGCAACUUCAGGUUUUCUACAGAAGUUCUGCUUGCCCCCUCCUCUGCUCCUCGAUCACAUUGAUCCGAGCAGAAAUGUGUGCGUGUGAGUGAGCGUGUCUGCGUUUUCUUUCCUAUGUGCGAGUAUCGUCAAUUCUGUUGUCAUGGAAGUCGGCCAUGUUAUUCUUACGCCUGUGACAACAGAGAGGGGGAGCAGAGCUGUAGUGUAUGUUUAUCUGUGUAUCUGUGCAGUGUAAAUAAAGGAAAAUACUGUAUUUGGUGAGAUUAAAAAUAGCUCUAUCCAUAUGCACAUAUUUUUAUAGAUAUCUAAAAUGUUUUUGCACACAAAUUUGAAUUUCAAGUUGCUUGUUUUUCCUCUGUUGUCCUCUUGUGAAUGUAUGUUUCUUUUCAGAACAGAGAGAGAGCGAUGGAGGAGAUCAACCCUCUCCUCUUGACAGGCUAGCUGAGGUUGAAGCAUGGGAAUAGUAUUUUUCUAUUUUGAAAAAGAGAAGGACGAGAACAGGGGUGUGAUGUGUUUGUGUUGCUUCGGCUCAGAUUUUAAUGUAUUUGUAGUCUAAAAAAAAAAGUCUGGAAAGGUGGGCUCAGUGAUUCCAACCAAAUUCAUCCUUUAUAUUAAUACAGACUACAAGCUGAAGUGUUGUCUGUCCACAAAUUUCGAAUCACAAUGUGGCUAUCGAAUGGCUAUUUAAUACAGAAGAACCUACAUUUUCUUUUCCUUUAGAAAAGAAGUUUAAAUGUGACGCAAAAAAAAAGCUAAUAUCCUCCAAUUUAUAUAGAAUUGUCCAAAUAAAUCGUAAAAUAAAAACUUGCAACCAAGAUAGCCUUCUAACUUGUAGCAAGCCAGCCAACCAAGAUAGCUAGCUAGCCAGCAAACCAGCUGACUAGCUUGCGAGCUAUCGUGCUUGGCUGCUUACUUUGGGAUAAAAUACCAAGAGAGCAGGAUAAAAUAAAAUAAAAAAGCCAUCACUGAGCUCCACUUCUUUUCAAGCUCUGACACCACUUUGUGUUCUGUGCAUCUAAAGACAACCAAACUAACUUACUAAAUAUGUGUAGCCAGAGUGCAAUAAUAAUAUAUACUUGUGAAAACUAUAGUUACAUCCACACUACAUAACACUACCACAUUCUUGUUUUCGUACAUACUGUAGAACUAUAAUAUAGAUGAUAUAAACCCAUUUUUAUACGAGGAUUGAGAGUAUUUCUAUGUAGUCUUCAUGCUACUUUAGCUAGCUGCCCCCUGAGUGUGGCAUGGUGUGGAUAAAAGCAGUGCUAUAGUGUAGAUUUCUCUAAAAGCUCAGGCGUUCCUAUCAUGAAGAGAGACCCAUGUUUCUGCAGAGGACUUAUUUAUCACCUGUUGAUCUAAUUUUAACCAACGGCGUCAGAUCAGCGUGAGACAACACACUGUAUUUGUUAGCUACCUGCAUAUGUGUUAGCUGAAACCCCUGUUCAUGAAACCUCCUGAGGUGUGAAUGAUGAAGAAGGAUGAGCAUUUUCCUUCCAGUGGAUGAAUGUUUUCCUACCAAGCCAUACCUUUACUCCAACUCAGCACAAUAUACAAUUUAUUCUACGUUAUACAUUGUCUGGUUUGGCACAGGUACACAAAAAGCAUCUUAAACAUAUUUUAGAGGUAGCUGGCUGGGACAGCGUCUUUAUAUUUUCUGAUGAAGUAGACUAGUGUGCUAUGACACGGUAAAUUAAAAUUUAAACUUUUAUCAAUUUGAUAGGAGUUGCCAAACAAAAUGUACAUUUUUGUGAUCGAUUAUCAGGACGACAAACUUUUAUGUUGAUUGCAAAAAAUAGCUAAAACAGUGUUCAUCUGGUUUCAUAGGGAAUAAACAAAAGCCAAUAGAUUUUUCUUAAAACGUGGAUAAAAAAGUGGGGGAUAUAUUAUUAGAAAUUGCAUAAUUGGGCGUGCCCAUGCCUGCAGAAACUAUUGACACAAAGACAGCGAUAAAAGCAGGUCCACAGAUCAUCAAGUCAAUGUACAUGUUUUAUGUCUUGAAGGCAGUAUGCAUGUAGGGGGAAAAUUGUGAGACAAAGUGUAAAGAAAAGUAAGAAACUAUGUUUGCAUCACUUUGCCUGUGAUUGGUUGUCAAAGUCUGACAGACAGAAUGAAAAGCUCUCGGACAAUGAAACGGGGGUUUGAAAAUGCUGCUGACGAUGAACGCCGUCCGUUCAUCUUUUGAUAGUCCUCUUCUUCCAGUUCUGACACACAGAAGCACAGCUGAUGUUGGAUUCUGAUAUGUUGUCCUCCCUUCUGUUUGUGGCACAGUCUGUGUUUUCAUUUGAAUGCAGUAUUGUGCUCAAACACACUGUCAUUGUGCAACUUCUUUGCCCUGUUACCAUCUCCCCUUCCUGCACAGGCUGUCACUAAUGGGAAGUUUUCAGUUGUCGGAAGACGGCCUCUCUCUGCCUCACUCUUACUUGACUUAGUGCAGACCACACUGAUCUACAGCAUAUUGCCAUAUUAAUCCACAAAGUUUGGUAGAGUGACUGCAUAAUUGUUCUUACAGAUCUUUGGAUCUCAGUAUUUAAAUCCUGUUUUCGAGGAAAAACAGUUUUGACUAUUGCAUGUUCUGAUUUAAGAAAAAAAAAACUUUUGGGAAAGACUCAUCUGGAUGUUUUAGAGAUUUUGAUAUUUGCAUUUUCAGAUGUUUCCAUUUGUAGACUGACUACCUAAUUGCACUGGGCUCUGAUUAAUUGGUAUCUGAUACAUACUGAUUAAAUGACCCUUUUCUUUAUUGUCCAAUGCAAUAUUGGGUGGUUAUUUGCUGUAUGAGGACUGAGCUCCUCUUUAUACAGUUUUUUAGAGAGAAAAGGAAACUGAAGUUGGUUCUAUUUUGCUCAGAACCGAUGUUAUUUAAUGUUGAGGUGAACCUUUUUUCACUUUUACUCAUGGUACUCUAAACAUAUAGAACUCUGGUGAUGGUGAAACUAAUUAACUGAUGUAUAUUUUAAGUAGGAGUAGCCUCAGCCCUGAUGCUCUGUAACUGACAGAUAAGGAUAGUAGUAAUAAGUUGUGUUUUUCUGGUUUGACAUGCAGACUUCAGAGGGUUCAAACUGUGACAGAACAUGACUUUGACAAAUCAGAAGCCUUGUGGUUUUUUUUUCUUUUCUUUUCUUGUUUUCUUUUCUUUUUUAAAAAACCCUUCAGUGAUUGACCCGGGCAACCCCCCACCCCCCAAACCCCCCCAAGCCUUACAAAGGAGGGGAGGAGGUGUGUUCUGUCUGUCAGGAGUGCCAACGUGUCUGCAAUAAUAAGCUCUCCAUUAGAAGGGAGGGGGACAGGGGAGGUGUUUAAAGGCUCGACACACACAGUCGGACUCUCUACAUUGUAUCGUUGCUGAUCAUUGUGUGAUGACCAACCGUUGUCCUGAAGGAUGUUUCCCUGUCAAUUAAAAAUACAAGAUUUUUUUAUUCCUGA
Labrus bergylta (ballan wrasse) is the source of this 10302-nucleotide messenger RNA. It is a transcript of the gene cacna1ha, whose product is annotated as calcium channel, voltage-dependent, T type, alpha 1H subunit a. Gene Ontology annotation, cellular component: voltage-gated sodium channel complex; voltage-gated calcium channel complex; plasma membrane. NCBI's taxonomy places the organism in Eukaryota, Metazoa, Chordata, Actinopteri, Labriformes, Labridae. Gene Ontology annotation, biological process: membrane depolarization during action potential; calcium ion transmembrane transport; calcium ion import. The record is from RefSeq and is a predicted model, not a curated record. Gene Ontology annotation, molecular function: voltage-gated sodium channel activity; low voltage-gated calcium channel activity.